GUUUACAUCAUUCUAAUGGGUGUCAUCGCUGCAUCACAGUCGACAUGAUCGGCUCAGAGUUUAUUGAUUACCUCUCCAAGUUUCAGGUUGCCACUUAUGUUGGUGUUGAGGAUUUUGCGGACAAAUUUAAUUUCAUCAUAACAGUUAUGAUUUUAAUGCUUUGUGCCACAAUUGUUACCGUGAAACAAUAUAUGAUGAAGCCAAUUUCAUGUUAUAUGGCAACAGAUUUAGGCGGGAAAAAUCUAUUGGAUUAUGUAGAAAACUACUGUUGGGUCCAGGGUACAGUCCCUAUCACAUAUUCAGGAAAAGUACCAGAAACAGAUGAAGGCUGGGAGGAAUUAGAAAAACACAAACUACUUUAUUAUCAAUGGGUGCCAUUUGUACUUGGUCUACAGUGUAUUAUGUUUUAUCUACCUCGAUUAAUUUGGCAAAUGAUAUGCUACAAUAGAGUUGGAACAGAUGUACAACAUUUAGUGCUUAGCGCUAAUCAAGCAGUACACGCUAAUGAAGAACAAAGAACUAAAAUGGUACAACAUUUGGCAAAGACAUUAGAACAAUUAUUAUUUCAGCAACGUGAAUAUCGUAGUGGAUUAUGGCCUAGUGUUCGACGUCGUAUGUGUAAAUGGGGAUAUUUAUUUCUAGUUAGUAAACGUUUAGGAACACGAUUAUUUGGUACAUAUUUAUUUAUAAAAUUUCUUUAUUUAUUAAAUGCUAUUGGACAAAUAUUUAUGAUGCAAUCAUUUCUUGGUUUAAAAACAGACAAUUACACCCUAUUCGGUAUUGCUAUAUCAAAAAAUAUUUUAGCCGGUUUAGAUUGGGAAGUGACUAUGAUAUUUCCACGUGUUGGUUUUUGUCUAGUCCCAUUGAAGCAUAUUGGAUCAAAUAAUUAUGCUACAGCUCAAUGUGUAUUACCAGUGAAUAUGUUAAAUGAACGUAUUUAUAUGUUUCUAUGGUUUUGGAUUGUAUUGGCGGCAACUAUAACAGCUAUCAGUAUACCAACAUGGUUUACACGUAUGAGUUAUGAAAAAUCAAGAACACAUUUUAUUAAAAAAUAUUUAAAACUUGGUGAACAAGUAACUAAAAAAGAUAAAUAUAUGAUUGAAAAAUUUACACAAUUAUUUUUACGUAAUGAUGGUGUUUUUCUGCUACGUAUGAUUGCUAUUAAUGCUGGUGAAUUAAUAUGUUCAGAGAUUAUAUGUCAACUGUGGCAUACAUUUUGUGAAAAAUACUUUUAUCGGGAUUUAACACGUAAGCGGAAUCGUAGACUUAUACCACAUUUACACUUGAAACGUGGUAUUAUUGGCCUUAAAGAUAAAGCAGAUUGUAAAGAGAGAAAAUAUCCACCAGUUGAAUCAACAACAGCCACUGCACCACCAUCUCAUCUUGUCCUGUCGUCUGAUGCACCUAUCGAUACACCGGAUACAGACGAAGAUGGUUAUUCACGUGAUGAUGAAGACGAGGAUGAUUUAAAGCAUCAUUUAAAGAAAAAGUAUACAGGAGAGCGUAAAGAAAUUGUUUAAGGCUAUAUUUUUAUGCUUGAAAAAUUAUAAUUUAUAUUGAGUACAAUUCAAGAUGAGAUAUUCAAACUACCCAGUUUUUAUAUAUGUAUAUAUAUAUAUAUACACUGUGGACAAAUGCCCAUCAUAGAUGAAUAAACCUUUUAUAAUGAAUUCCUUUUCCAGUGAACAUUAUUCCGAUUGUAUCAAAUUUACAAUUCGUUGUUUUGUUUUGUUUUUCUAAAAUUAUUUGUUAAUCAAUAUUAUGAAGAGUUUUCAAUGAAAGUCUGUUUAACUAACCAACCAGUUAACUGACUAACAGCUGUCUUUCUUAUCCUCUUUCCAACUAUCCAACUAGACAAGAAGCGCAUGUGUAUUAAAUUAAUUUCAUACUUAUUAAGUUGUCUUUUCGUUUAUUUUUGGUUGUUUUUUUACAAUUUAUUGAUUAUCUUUUACACUCAGUCAGGGAGAUUAUGCAUUUAUUCAUAAUUUUUAUCAUAUCAUUUAUAUAAAUGUAUAUACUUACGCAUAUCUUUGUAUUUUUA
Trichobilharzia szidati is the source of this 2041-nucleotide messenger RNA. The record is from the annotation of a GenBank genome assembly. NCBI's taxonomy places the organism in Eukaryota, Metazoa, Platyhelminthes, Trematoda, Strigeidida, Schistosomatidae.